Messenger RNA from Penicillium malachiteum, 1854 nucleotides. Its product is annotated as type I polyketide synthase. Bases 1 to 1854 code for a protein of 617 amino acids. The transcript is spliced from 3 exons. Lineage: Eukaryota; Fungi; Ascomycota; Eurotiomycetes; Eurotiales; Aspergillaceae. Gene Ontology annotation, biological process: secondary metabolite biosynthetic process; fatty acid biosynthetic process. The record is from RefSeq and is a predicted model, not a curated record. Gene Ontology annotation, molecular function: fatty acid synthase activity; oxidoreductase activity.
AUGUGCAGUCUGCAGUCUGCGACCAGUCCUGCUACAAGUGAUGCGAUUGAUCGGCUGCUCCAGCGGAUUCUUGACGGGACGCAUGGCGAGACCGAGUACAUUGAGCGUCACGGUAUUCUUUCGAUGCAAAGCCUAGUGCCAGAUCGUGCUGUGAACGACUUCAAGGCAGCUGAGGACGGCAAGGAGUCUGAACCGGUAGUCAAAUCUUUCCAUGAGACCCCAGCCCAGGUGCGUCUCCAGGCGGAGAAGUUCGGCACUUUGCAGAGUCUGACCUGGUUUGAAACGGCAGUCGGCGAGGUGCCGAUGGAACCGGGUAUGGUGGAGAUUGAGGUCAUGGCUGUGGGUGUUAACUUCAAGUGUCCCUUUGAGAGAGUCCAUCGUAUCCCCGACUCAAUGAGCUAUGAUGAAGCGGCAACAAUCCCCUUGGUCUAUUUGACAGUGAUAUACUCACUGUACCAUUUGGCCAACGUCCAGGAAGGCCAGUCUGUCUUGAUUCAUUCCGCAGCCGGCGGAGUGGGCUUCGCUGCUAUACAGCUGGCGCAGCACAAGAAGUGCGAUGUAUUUGUCACCGUCGGCACUGAAGAAAAGCCUCAGUUUUUGGCGCGCACGUUCAAUCUGCCCGGGAAUCGUAUGUUCAGCUCGCGCAGUACCCGGUUUGCUGAAGAGAUUCGCCGGGAGAAGAAUGGCCGCGGCGUGGACGUCAUCCUUAACUCCUUGACCGGGGAGCUCCUCGACGAAUCCUGGCGGUUGACUGCCGAUGGAGGUAUCAUGGUGGAGAUUGGCAAGCGAGAUAUCGUCGACCGCAGCCUUGCCAUGGAGCCCUUUGACCGCAAUUGCUCUUUCCGUGCUGUUGAUUUGUCCUACACUCGCGAGAUCACAAACAAGUUGAUCGGAGAUCUUCUGAGUGAGAUAUUUGACUUGUUAAACGGCGGUCAUGUUGGUCCAAUCCACCCUAUCAUUCGCUUCCCCUUUGAGGAGGUUAUUCUCGCACUGUCUUAUAUUCGCAGCGGCAAGCACAUGGGCAAGAUCGUCAUCUCCGGCCCUUCAGAGGGGACCGAUUUCCAGCUGCUUAUACGACCGGCCAUCCUCAAGCUGCAACUCGAUCCCACAGCUGCAUACCUUAUUGUGGGAGGACUUCAUGGUCUGUGCGGCAGCUUGGCUGUGCAUCUGGCUCGACAUGGAGCCCGUUGUAUCAUCUCAAUCAGCCGGAGUGGUAUUCAGGAUCCAGCAUCUGCUCGCGCACAUGCCAACUGCGCUGCGUAUGGAUGCGAGAUCGUUGAGGCCAAAGGGGAUGUUGGGGAUCUAGACUUUGUGCGGCAGAUUUUCCGGUCUAUCCAACCUCGGCGCGUUGCAGGUUUAGUACAAGGUGCUAUGGUUCUCCGGGACAAACCUUACGAGACCAUGACCCAUGACGACUACAUCAACUCCAUCCAUGCGAAGGUAGCUGGUACCUGGAACCUGCAGCUCGCGGCCCAGUCCGAGCAAGCUCAACCCCUGGACUUCUUCACAAUGCUCUCCAGUAUCUCCAGCGUCAUCGGCAACAAAGGGCAGGCGAACUAUGCAGCGGGCAAUGCUUUCCUCGAUGCUUUCGCCAGCUACCGUAACGCUUCUGGCUUACGCGCUAACACCAUCAACCUCGGCCUGAUCGAGGAUGUGGGAUAUGUAGCAGAGCAAGGUGGCGCACUCGAGGCGCGCUUCGAUCGCAGCCAGUGGGUUCCUAUCAAUGAAGGCACUCUUCGUCGCAUUCUCUCCCACUCCAUCCUUGAGCAGCAACAAAGAAUUCGCGGCAGCCUCAACAGCACCCAGCUGAUCACAGGCAUAGCCUACCCGCUUACCGCAAACAACAGUGCCUAA